GCAGAAGUUAUGGGCUUGCCACUUAACAAGCCAGACUUGUGAAUGGCAUCGUAGAAGUAGAAGGAUCAUCGUUUCAAUUUGAAGUCACAUUCAAAUUCAGAUAUUCUAUAUCAGUUGGGAAAUUUGAAAUGGCCACAACUUCUCCUUCUUCGACCACCACGCCAAGUGCUGCUGAUCUGACGAAGCAGAUGAGGACUCAUGAAGUCGCCAUCGCAGAGCUCAACAACCAGCCUUCUUCCAGAGCUGUGUAUCAGAGAAAUGGGAACUUAUUUUUUCGCACAACCAUCCAAACAGCAACUGCAAUGGAGCAGAAACAACUUGAGUCAGCCAAAGCAAAGUUAAAAGAUAUGAAUUCUUCUUCGUAGUCAUAUGUUAGAAGCCUGAUGGUUUGGGAGUAAUGAAGCAGUUGCAACCAGGACAUGUUUCACUUGGAAACUUCAUUUAUAAAGAGCUGCCAUGUCUUGAAUAUGUCAAAUGCUUUCACCACAAUGAUAUUGUUCUAGACACCGUACAAAAUGAACAUUUGGUGAAUACAUAUAGAUAUUGUACCAAUCUUUAUGAUUUUUGUCUUUGUUCUCAAGUAUUAUUACUCUUUCUCUUGAUUACAUAUGUACUCAAUAUAUGUUGGCACAAAUAGGAAGAAGCUUGACUAUUCUACAAAGAGAGAGAGGCAUAUGAGUAAACUGUAAUUGGGUGCUCUACAA
Molecule: messenger RNA, 704 nt
Organism: Cajanus cajan (pigeon pea)
Lineage: Eukaryota; Viridiplantae; Streptophyta; Magnoliopsida; Fabales; Fabaceae
Source: RefSeq, a predicted model, not a curated record